UAAGAUCCCGUCGUAAGCGUCCCUCGCGCAUUAAUCGUUUGGUGUUCGAACGUGUUGUGUGUGGUUGAUAGCAGAAGCUCCAUUACUUGCUCUAAUUAUCGACUACCCACUUUCUACAAGAACGUAAAACGAAUCCCUAGACUUCAAAAUGCGUGAAUGUAUCUCAAUCCACGUUGGCCAGGCUGGAGUCCAAAUUGGUAAUGCCUGCUGGGAAUUAUAUUGUCUGGAACAUGGUAUUCAGCCUGAUGGUCAGAUGCCAUCAGACAAGACCAUUGGAGGAGGUGAUGACAGUUUCAAUACUUUCUUCAGUGAAACCGGUGCAGGAAAACAUGUUCCCAGAGCAGUUUUCAUUGACUUAGAGCCUACAGUAGUUGACGAGGUUCGUACAGGCACUUAUCGUCAGCUCUUCCAUCCAGAACAAUUGAUCACAGGCAAAGAAGAUGCAGCAAACAAUUAUGCUCGUGGUCACUACACAAUUGGCAAAGAAAUUGUUGACCUUGUUCUAGACCGUAUUCGUAAACUCGCAGAUCAAUGUACUGGACUCCAAGGUUUUCUCAUUUUCCAUUCUUUCGGAGGUGGCACUGGCUCUGGUUUCACAUCUUUGUUGAUGGAACGUCUGUCCGUGGAUUAUGGAAAGAAGUCAAAGCUGGAAUUUGCUAUUUACCCAGCCCCGCAAGUUUCCACUGCUGUAGUCGAGCCCUAUAAUUCAAUUCUCACCACCCAUACCACUUUAGAACAUUCCGAUUGUGCAUUUAUGGUCGACAAUGAGGCUAUUUACGAUAUCUGUCGCCGAAAUUUGGACAUCGAAAGACCAACAUAUACAAAUCUCAACCGAUUAAUUGGUCAAAUUGUAUCUUCGAUCACUGCCUCGCUUCGUUUCGAUGGCGCUCUUAACGUUGAUCUGACGGAAUUCCAGACUAACUUAGUACCUUAUCCAAGAAUUCAUUUCCCACUGGUCACUUACGCCCCGGUUAUCUCUGCUGAGAAGGCGUAUCACGAACAGCUUUCCGUAGCUGAAAUCACAAAUGCUUGCUUCGAGCCGGCUAAUCAGAUGGUUAAAUGCGAUCCACGACACGGAAAGUAUAUGGCGUGCUGCAUGCUGUACAGAGGAGAUGUUGUACCUAAAGACGUUAAUGCAGCUAUUGCAACUAUCAAGACGAAACGUACUAUUCAGUUUGUCGAUUGGUGUCCAACUGGAUUCAAAGUCGGCAUUAAUUAUCAGCCACCUACCGUUGUACCAGGUGGAGAUCUUGCUAAAGUACAACGAGCUGUCUGCAUGUUGUCCAAUACUACUGCUAUCGCAGAAGCUUGGGCUCGUCUUGACCAUAAAUUCGACUUAAUGUACGCCAAGAGAGCAUUUGUACACUGGUAUGUCGGCGAGGGUAUGGAAGAAGGCGAGUUUUCUGAAGCGCGUGAAGAUCUUGCCGCUUUGGAGAAGGACUACGAGGAGGUUGGUAUGGAUUCUGCAGAGGGUGAGGGAGAGGGAGCCGAAGAAUAUUAAACUGAUCUUCGUCGAGAUUUUUCAAUGACGUACAAUUCGAAAUAAACGAAUUGAUUUGCAA
Molecule: messenger RNA, 1562 nt
Organism: Frieseomelitta varia
Lineage: Eukaryota; Metazoa; Arthropoda; Insecta; Hymenoptera; Apidae
Product: tubulin alpha-1 chain
Exons: 3
Coding region: 149-1501 (450 amino acids)
Biological process (GO): microtubule cytoskeleton organization; mitotic cell cycle
Cellular component (GO): microtubule; cytoplasm
Molecular function (GO): structural constituent of cytoskeleton; GTP binding
Source: RefSeq, a predicted model, not a curated record